Molecule: messenger RNA, 2350 nt
Organism: Ochotona princeps (American pika)
Lineage: Eukaryota; Metazoa; Chordata; Mammalia; Lagomorpha; Ochotonidae
Gene: SMUG1
Product: single-strand-selective monofunctional uracil-DNA glycosylase 1
Exons: 3
Coding region: 541-1359 (272 amino acids)
Biological process (GO): base-excision repair
Molecular function (GO): single-strand selective uracil DNA N-glycosylase activity; oxidized pyrimidine nucleobase lesion DNA N-glycosylase activity
Source: RefSeq, a predicted model, not a curated record
CGCGGAAACCUGGACUUCUUCGCUGAGCAGGCCUCGCUCCGCCUGGGGCUGCUCCGCGUGCAGGGAGGCCACGAAGCUGCCCGGGAGGCCUGUGCGACCGUAGCGCUCCCGUCGGGCGGAGCCCGCGGGCGCCGAGCGGGGUCGGGGCCUGGAGGGGAAUGAGCGUGGUUGUUACUGUGGUGACUUCGUUGUCGCUGUUCCGCGGACAGGACAGUGGACUGCCUGUGUUCCCCCUCACGUCCCGCGUCCCUGCGUUGCACGGGGUGGGACUCGUGUGUUUUGCAAAGUGGCCACGUUUUCUAAGCCUUCCGCCCUUGGCAAUUUUAGGAAGAGUUUCCAAGGUUCUUUUCGGUUCCUGUAGCGUUUUGUUCAGGACUUUUCUUUUUUAAAUACUUAUUUCUUUUUGUUGGAAAGGCAGAUUUGCAGAGAGGAGGAGAGACAGAGAACUUGCAUCUGCUGGUUGACUCCCCAAGUGAUCGCAAUGACCAGAGCUGAGCUGGAAGCCAGGAGCCUCCUCUGGGUCUCCCAUGUGACAGCAGCAUGGCUGUGCCCCAGACUUGUCCAGCAGGCUCCCUCCACGAUCCUGCAGGUGCCCUGCUGUCGCCCCAGCCCUGUCCUCAGAGCCUGGCAGAGGGCUUCCUGGAGGAAGAGCGUCGGCUCAAUGCUGAGCUGCGUCAGCUGCAGUUCUCGGAGCCUGUGGGCUUGAUCUACAAUCCCGUGGAAUACGCAUGGGAGCCACACCGUAGCUAUGUGACUCGCUACUGCCAGGGCCCCAAGGAAGUACUUUUCCUGGGCAUGAACCCGGGGCCUUUCGGCAUGGCCCAGACUGGGGUACCCUUCGGGGAAGUGAGCAUGGUCCGGGACUGGCUGGGCGUUGGGGGACCUGUGCUGACCCCGCCCCAAGAGCACCCUAAGCGACCAGUGCUGGGACUGGACUGCCCACAGUCUGAAGUAAGCGGUGCCCGAUUCUGGGGCUUCUUCCGGAACCUCUGUGGACAGCCCGAGGUCUUCUUCCGUCACUGCUUCGUCCACAAUCUCUGUCCUCUGCUCUUCCUGGCUCCCAGUGGGCGCAACCUCACCCCAUCUGACCUGCCUGCCAAACAGCGAGAACAGCUCCUUGGCAUCUGCGAGGGGGCCCUGUGCCGGCAGGUGCAGCUGCUGGGGGUGCGGCUGGUGGUGGGGGUGGGGCGGCUGGCGGAGCAGCGGGCACGGCGGGCUCUGUCAGGCCUCAUGCCAGAGGUGCAGGUGGAGGGGCUCCUGCACCCCUCUCCCCGCAGCCCACAGGCCAACAAGGGCUGGGAGGCAGUGGCCAAGGAGAGACUGACGGAGCUGGGGGUGCUGCCGCUGCUGACAAGCUAAGUGCCCCUGUGCCCAGUGUGGGCAGUGUUGGAAGCCCACUGGUGGGUCUUUGCACCCGCAGAAGGCUGUGGUCCCGGACCAGGCAGCAGAGCCUUCCUGUCGCCCACAUAUGUGCUCCUUGCCUUCUGGACUGGCACCUGUGAGCCAUGGAAAUUCCUACACUACUCCAGCUGUGCUCCUGGUGCCUGCCUUGGGCGUCUGUCUCACGGCUGGGACUCUUGGUGGCACCUCAGGCUGCUCUACCUCAUCAUUCCUGUGGCACCCGCUGCCCACCAGAGACAGCGCUGGACGAUGGCGUCUCAGGCCAUAUUUGCUGUUCAGAGGGAGUAUCUUGCUGGGCUCCUUCCCCUCCUCCCAGAACACCGCCCCGCGGGCCCUCCUCACAGGGCAGGAUGGCUGAGCGAGCCAAGAGCCAGCCUUCAGCGGGAGGCUGGGGUUGGGCCAGAGGGCCAAGUCCAAGGCUUCAAGUUUCCUCCCAACUCUCAGACUUGUGAACUUUAUCACAGACAAAUGGGUGAUACCCUGAGGUGUGGGUGCCACGUGGGUUAAUGGUGCCUGGCCUAGGCCAGCACACGGGGUGCUGCUUACACACUCUGCUCUCGGCUGCCUCGCCCCCUUGGGGGGGAUUGGUGGUGGUGGAGGGGUCAUCACUACUGUACACUACAAGAGAAGCGCCUGGCUGCUGCACUCGGACGACCUCGCCCUGGGUGAGGGCAGCUUCUAGCUUGGCCAGAGGUGGAUUGAUGAAAAUCACAACUUGUGAUUUUUUCUUUCAGGCAAAGCAUUAAAAGCAGGAUCCUAAACAUUCUGGUCUUUGCUACUUCCCUCCCCUAACUCCACUCCCCUGUGGAGUUUCCUCCUUCUCACCCCUUCGCUGUUUGCAAUGGAUUCUCCUGUGGAACUGUGGGAGGAUGCAGUAAGUCUCUGAUUGCAUCAUUUCUGUUAGAGGCCUGGACUGUUGUAGGAACAGGUGAUAGGGAGGUAGGAGACG